AUGUACAUCCCAAAAGAACAAAUAUCCUUACAGACGCCUUCGCCGGCGAGGUCGUCUCCUCUUCCUCCUCCUCCGGCUGACAGCUUCCCAGGCAUCGCGGCGUCAGCACUGUAUCGCCAUUUCAGCCGUGCAGCGGUGCCCACAAAUGAAACUGUCACCACCCACGAUUCAGGCCCGGUGAUUGCGUCGACAACAUUCAUCUCCGUGACUGUGACGUGUCUGUGCCUUUUCGUUUUGAUUUUCGGUUUUUCACUAUACAAAAGAUGCAUUGGCAGAGUCGACCAGUCCGAAACAUCGUCCAUAUCAUCCGCUUCAGCACCGUCGGCAUGGCACGUCGACGGGACCGAUUUUGUGACCGGCGAGGACGUGGCCAAACGACACCGCAAGCGACUGAGGAAACUCGACCACGUCGCCCCCUCCAAGUCACUGCACGACUGGCGCUCCGAGAAGACCACCAUGCAUGUACAGACGUUUGCCAGCGUGUCGAAAGAGAAAGACCUGGUCCGCGAAUUACAGUGCGGCCACGUCUACCACACCAAUUGUUUAAACUUGUGGGUCGAGAGAGGCCAUCACGACUGUCCGCUCUGCAAAUUCGACAUAUUGGGCUUGAAGAAGAACCCGGUGAAGGUUCAGGAUGCUGAUCUGGAACGGGGCGAGGCUGCCGAGCUGGAACAGGGAUCUGAACCAGAACAAGGCCAGAGAACUAUACUAGUGCAAGGAUCUGUCAGUACGGCCGGCCCCGACGAAGCCACGCCACAACCUGCCCUCCAGCCUGUCAGUUCCCAUGAUGCUAGUGACGAACCUCCAAGAAACGGGUGA
Messenger RNA from Capronia coronata CBS 617.96, 819 nucleotides. RefSeq lists its product as uncharacterized. Bases 1 to 819 code for a protein of 272 amino acids. The record is from RefSeq and is a predicted model, not a curated record. The transcript is spliced from 3 exons. NCBI's taxonomy places the organism in Eukaryota, Fungi, Ascomycota, Eurotiomycetes, Chaetothyriales, Herpotrichiellaceae.